AUGACUUCCUCCAACGAUCAAGAGCUCAACUCGGAGCUAGAGUCGUUCCGCCAGCAGUGGAUCUCUGAUCUCAGGACCAGAAACGAGGACCACCACGAUGAGCAGCAGUCUACGGCUGGAUCCUCGCGACGGCCUCACCACGGACCUCCUGUGUCGCACAGGCAUGUUCCUCCUCCUGCGGGGGCUGACGAUAACGACGAUGAUUACCUGCAGGGCCAAUCUUUUGAUGAGCCUGCGCCUGAGUCGCCGACUUUGAGCAGCCGUCCUGUUGGUGAAGUGCAUCAUGGACGCUCGGGGAAGAAGCUCGUUUCGGCUCUUGAUCAUUAUGAGGAAGCUAUGCACAAGGAGGCUCAGGGCAACAUGGGUGAUAGUUUGAAGCUGUACCGCAAGGCUUACCGGCUUGACAAUGGUGUUGAUCGGAGAUAUCGAGAGAAGCACUUCCCACAAAAGGCGGCGCCAAGGCCAACUUCACCAACAGCCACCAGGGCAGCUACCGCCACCACAUCACAACCCAAGGCCGAUGAAGCCGAAGAAGUAAAGCCAUUGCCCAUCGGCGAGCUCAUCGCCAGCUUCUCCAGCCUCAAGAUCGAGCCUCAGCCGCCCCCUGUUGAGGGCAUGCCCCAGCCGCCAUGCCCCCUGGCUGAUCUCCCUGAUGAGAUUCUUGUCCACAUCCUCCGUGAUGUAGCCAUCGCCGACGUUGGCGACUUUGCCCGCUUAUCUAGGGUCUGCAAACGGCUGGCUUACCUCGUAGCAACUGAGCAGCGCAUCUGGCGUCGAGUUGCUAUGGGUUCGGAGGUUGGCUUCAGCGCCAUGUUGUACCGCUUCGAAAGGGGUAUUGAAUGGGAUGACCUCCCAGAAGAGGAGCAAGACGACAUUGAGAUUGUCGACGGCGUUGUCAUAAGUCCUGCCGAGAUAGCUCAACGGCGACAUGCCGACAACCUCGCCUUGACAGAGUCCCUCACACCCUCUGUCUACCCAACCUGGAAGAAUCUCUUCCGCUCACGACCGCGCAUCCGCUUCAACGGCUGCUACAUCAGCACCGUCAACUACGUCCGUACCGGUCAAAUUUCUACCAACCAGACAUACUGGGGCAGUCCCAUCCACAUCGUCACCUACUACCGCUACCUCCGCUUCUUCCGCGACGGCACCCUCAUCAGCCUGCUCACCACUGCCGAGCCCUCUGACGUCGUCCACCACCUCACCCGUGAGGACCUGCACCUGCACCGCGACGUCGCGCACCCCCACCUCCCCUCGGCCGUCAUGGCCCUUGCCUUGCGCGGCCGGUGGCGUUUGUCCUCCGCCGCGGACCGGGACGACCCCUCCGUCAUGGAUCGCCCCACGAUCGCCGCCGGCCCGCAUGAUCGGGACCGCGACCCGGAGGGCGACGUCUUUGUCGAGACCGAGGGUGUUGGCUCCAAGUACAUGUACCGCAUGGACUUGUCGAUGCGGAGCGCCGGUAAAGGCGCCCGCAACAACAAGCUCAUCUGGCGCGGUUUCUACAGUUAUAACAAGUUGACGGAUGAUUGGGGAGAGUUUGGCUUGAAGAAUGAUAAGCCCUUCUUCUUUAGCCGGGUUAAGAGCUAUGGAUUCAGCGAGUGA
Messenger RNA from Fusarium keratoplasticum, 1599 nucleotides. RefSeq names its product F-box domain-containing protein. The coding region runs from base 1 to 1599 and encodes 532 amino acids. Gene Ontology annotation, cellular component: SCF ubiquitin ligase complex. The transcript has 2 exons. Gene Ontology annotation, molecular function: protein binding. Gene Ontology annotation, biological process: SCF-dependent proteasomal ubiquitin-dependent protein catabolic process. Lineage: Eukaryota; Fungi; Ascomycota; Sordariomycetes; Hypocreales; Nectriaceae. The record is from RefSeq and is a predicted model, not a curated record.